Heterobasidion irregulare TC 32-1 is the source of this 1583-nucleotide messenger RNA. RefSeq names its product major facilitator superfamily. The transcript has 21 exons. Gene Ontology annotation, cellular component: membrane. Bases 1 to 1521 code for a protein of 506 amino acids. The record is from RefSeq and is a predicted model, not a curated record. Gene Ontology annotation, biological process: transmembrane transport. Lineage: Eukaryota; Fungi; Basidiomycota; Agaricomycetes; Russulales; Bondarzewiaceae. Gene Ontology annotation, molecular function: transmembrane transporter activity.
AUGAACGGUCACGAGUCCUCUCCCAAAUCCCCAUUUGCUCAGCUUCAGCGCUCAACGUUCAGCUUUCGGCGUUCCGCGAGUGUUGGAUCAGAUCGAAGACAAUCUGCGGAGAAAAUUUUGGUGCGUAAAGUAGAUACGCGAUUGCUGCCCAUCAUUGUCGUGAUUUUCAUAAUGAAUUACAUCGAUCGUACUGCAGUCACCGCGGCCCGGCUCAAGGGUCUAGAGGAGGACCUUGGCUUAACAGAUAUUCAAUACAAUAUAGUCCUCGCAGUACUAUACGCGUCAUAUUGUCCCGCACAAAUCCCAUCUACCAUCAUCUUGAAUCGAUUCGCGAGGCCAUCACUCUACAUUGGAACGUGUGUCAUCAUAUGGGGCUUGACCAGUACCCUCACAGGCGUGACCCACAACUUUACCGGAAUCCUUGUAUGUCGCGUGUUCAUUGGAUUACCGGAAGCCGCUUUUUAUCCUGGAGCCAUGUAUCUUCUAUCGCGAUGGUACACGAAUAAAGAGCUAGCUUUCCGUUCGGCCAUUCUUUACAGUGGUCUCCUUAUAUCAAACGCUUUCGGUAGUCUCAUGGCUGCAGGUAUUCUUUCAGGCAUGGAAGGUCGCCUUGGAAUCACAUCUUGGAGAUGGCUGUUCUACAUCGAGGGGUCAAUCACGAUGCUCGUAGGAAUCUUGACAAUGUACUUACUUCCAGACCAUCCCAAUAACACCCGCUGGCUCUCGUCAGCUGAACGCCGCCUUGCACAAGUGCGGCUUUCGGAAGAUGUAGGCGAAGCAGACCAGGAUACCGCAGUAGAUUCGGCCUGGAAUGGUUUUAUGUUGGCGAUGAAAGAUCCCAAAGUGUCCAUAAUGGCGGUAAUGACGUGCUCGCAGCUCCUCGGCUGCAGUUUCAUCAACUUCUUCCCGACGCUAACAGCGACACUCGGGUUCAACACUACCAUUAGUCUGUUGCUUGCAGCCACUCCGUGGAUUUUCGCCGCCAUCCUCUGCUGGGUGAACGCAUGGCAUGCAGACAGAACUGGUGAACGCUUCUUCCACAUCGCAGGCUGGUGGUGGGCGGUCAUACUGGGGUACAUUAUCGGUCUCACGACCAUGUCUACCGGGGGCCGUUACGUUGCGAUGUUUCUCAUGGCAGCGGGGUAUGCGGGUGCUGCGCUCACAAUGGUAUGGGUGGCCAACGCAAUACCACGCCCACCUGCGAAACGGUCUGCCGCCAUUGGCAUCGUGAAUGGCUUCGGGAACAUAGGGAGUCUGAUCGGAUCAUUUACUUGGAAAGCGGAAUGGGGUCCUGAGUAUCGCCCCUCGAUGUUAAUAGGCAUUGCGGCGCUGACCUUCAGUUCUUUGCUUGCACUUGAGAUACGCCAGAUGCUUAUCCGUGAAAAUAAUAAACUCAAAGUCACAGAACUUGGCGCUCUCGACAAUGGAGGCCGUGAACGGGUUGAAGAGGCAGCAAGGCUUGGGGGGAUCUCAACUGAAGAGGCGAUGAAGAGGAAGACAGGAUUCAGAUAUUUUUACUGACUGGCGUGUGUACAAUCUAUUCGUUGAGCCUGAUUCAAUUCGACGUGGCAGCAUUAAUGAUU